GAGCCUUGAUCGCAAACAGUCGCUGGCCCUGGCACAUAGAUGAGAAAUGCCAAUAGUGCGGAUGGUAAAGAAACAAAGCAGCAGCAGAGGAUACCGUGGACUUGAAGAAUAACAGAGUUAAAGAGGACUCUACUGAGACCAGACGUCGUGGCCAGGCUGGCAAAAUGUGUCUGAAAAGUUGCCUCGUAAUUACCCUUCUGGGUCUCAGCCUUGUCUGCAAUGAGGCGACUCUGGUCGAUGGACAUGUUCUUGUCUUUCGUAGAAUCACAAAUCAGUUGAUUGAGGAGUUUAAUGCCUUGCCAGCACAGUUCGGUCCCUCGUUUCCGACCAAUGGCAUUAAAGUGUUCGUUGUGCCAGCGAUGCCGAAUUCCUUUGCUUGUGGCCACCUGGAUAGGCCACCGCACCUUAAUUAUCCAACCGGUGCUAAAUUUGUGGCUCUAAUAUCACGCGGUGGUGAGUGCACAUUUGAGCGAAAGGUGCGAGUGGCUCAGAACGCCAGCUAUUCUGCUGUGAUUGUUUACAAUAAUGAAGGAGAUGACUUGGAGCAAAUGUCCGCCGAUAACAGGACGGGCAUCCACAUACCAUCCGUUUUUGUGGGCCACACGUCGGGCAAGGCCCUAGCCACCUACUUCACGCCCGAGGUGGUGCUUAUCAUCAACGAUGAGCUUCCCUUCAACAUCAAUACCCAACUAAUAUUGCCCUUCUCCAUACUGAUUGGCCUGUGCUUUAUUAUCAUGGUUAUCUAUAUGAUCUACAAGUGCAUCAGAGAGCAGAGACGACUGCGUCGCCACCGACUGCCAAAGAGUAUGCUGAAGAAGCUCCCAGUGCUCCGCUACACAAAGAACAAUGUGAACAACAAGUACGACACCUGUGUGAUCUGUCUGGAGGACUUUGUCGAGGACGACAAGUUGCGUGUCCUGCCUUGCUCACAUCCGUACCACACACACUGCAUCGAUCCUUGGCUAACCGAAAAUCGCCGCGUCUGUCCCAUUUGUAAGCGCAAGGUUUUUACGAAGGGCGCAACGCGUGCAAGUCGGAGUCGACAGCCUUCUUUGGAUAACGUCACGGACACGGAUGACGACACGACCCCGCUGCUGCAGCAACAAUCCAGCACUCGCCAGUCGACACAAUCGAGUUCCGCCUCUUCGGCCGUGGAAGCUGCUGGUGGUAGCAGUACGAAUGUGGGAGCAGCCGCUGCUGCUGCUGCUGGAACCACCAGGCACGGCACAUUCCGACGGGGGGACGCUGGUAGGAAUCCGUUCGAGGAGACACAGAGUUCGGACGACGAGAAUGCCCUGCUGGACUCGGCUGUACGUCCGGCCACAUCGUCCGGAGUUCCACAUGAACGGAUCAAUCCCUUCGAUCGGGCCCCCAAUUUGCCAGCCAAUUUGGCUGAACAGUUCAGCGGAGAACGUCCAUCGAUCUGGUCUCGAAUCAACUUCAACUUCCUGUUCCGCCGCCAACCGAAUACAAUCAGCGUUGCGGCUCCACCUUAUCUGGAGCAUGUAGAGUCCGGCACUGGAGCCAUGGGCUUGCCCGCGACGGGGACAGUUGCCGUGGCCACACCCGCCUCGAACAACAUCCUCAAUCCGAAUUUAAGCGGCUCCUUCAAGGACGACGACGAUAUGCCACCGCAUCGCUCCAUCUAUGAACCAAUUGCAAUCAGCACGCCUGCCACGGAGUCGGCGAUGGCCGACGAUUCGGCGUUCCUGCAAACGCCAACGCAAGGCGGCAUAGGUGUGGCCGCCUUGCCAAAUAGCGGCACCGAUCGCCAGUUUCUCAUAUGAGGCGAGUCCUUCGCCCCGAGUCCUUAGUCCGUAGGUUGUCACCGAUCCUUGAGCCGAGAAAUGUUGUAUAUGUUUCGGUUUUAACUGGGAACGUGCUUCAAUGUUUUUCGUUUUGGGUUCGCUAUUUAUACUGUUAGCUGCCAGCUUCCAGCUGCUUUGUUUUAAACAAUUAACUAAUGUUUAUUAUUAAUAUUAAUAAAUAUGUAGCCGAUCCUUGUGUUGGCCUGUGCGCAGGACCAAACCAACGCCCCCUACCCCACAGACACAAACAACACACAAACACCCAAAAACACGUCAUUUAUAUGCGUAUACAAAUUGUGAUUUAUUUUAUAUACAUUUUACAAUUAACCCAAUCGGCACUACUAGAGAACGAUGCCCCGCCUGCAACUUCCAAAAAUACAAUAAAAAAAAAAAGAAAAGAAAUCGAAAAGUAACUAAGAAAAUGCGUAAAAUACUUGUAAGAUUGAAUUGUUUACCUGAUUCGGAUUAAUCAAAGAUUUUUGUUUUUAUUAUUUCUAAUUUAAACACAAAUACACGUAAAACAAUCACACUGAUUAUACAAUUAAACUGAUUUAAGGAAUUACUGAUGAGUUUAUUUUGAAAGCAUUGUUUUAUGAGAUCUGUUAUUCAAGAAACAAAGGAAAUUAAAUCAAACACUUGAUUAUGUGGCACUGGCCUGUAUAUUGUACAUUAUUCUCGAUUUAACUAAUUUUAAGUUAACUAAAUAUACAUAUAGUGUAUAAUCCCCGUUCGAUGCCCGUUAUUAGGUCAGAGGAAUACUGUCAAAUAUGAUCAAAUUAUAUUUCGAGUCAAUGUCGUUGCCACACUCUCCGAUAAGAGUAGAAAACUUAAGCGCUAGUUUUGUGAUUCUUUUUUCCCCAAGAAAAUAAAAAAAAUAAACACACAGAUUCAAAAACACCUAUUAAUUAGAAAAGCAACUGAUAAAAAAAAAACUGUUCACAACAAAACGAAAUCAAUUAGGGCAUAGAUGCAUUCGAAGAGGAAUAUAUUUAGUGAUGCUGUGGCGCAGUGUAAUUUAAAUUUAAUUUACAUUCAAAUAAUAAAUAAACGUAAUGGAUAUAAACAAAAA
Drosophila bipectinata is the source of this 2877-nucleotide messenger RNA. It is a transcript of the gene gzl, whose product is annotated as godzilla E3 ubiquitin protein ligase. NCBI's taxonomy places the organism in Eukaryota, Metazoa, Arthropoda, Insecta, Diptera, Drosophilidae. The record is from RefSeq and is a predicted model, not a curated record.